Molecule: messenger RNA, 10812 nt
Organism: Lytechinus pictus (painted urchin)
Lineage: Eukaryota; Metazoa; Echinodermata; Echinoidea; Temnopleuroida; Toxopneustidae
Product: sestrin-1-like
Exons: 11
Coding region: 1290-2465 (391 amino acids)
Biological process (GO): regulation of response to reactive oxygen species; positive regulation of macroautophagy; cellular response to leucine starvation
Cellular component (GO): nucleus
Molecular function (GO): oxidoreductase activity, acting on peroxide as acceptor; L-leucine binding
Source: RefSeq, a predicted model, not a curated record
AGAUCAGAAAAAAAAGUUCCUCUGGGGCCCGUUGCAGAAAGAGUUACAAUCAAUCGCAACUUGAACAGUACGCAUUUGGGACUUGCAAUUGAUUUUUUUUUACCUGCGUUUAUAAAACGCAACUCUUUCUGCAACUUACCCCAGAUGUAUUAAAGUCCCCAAUCAAUGUAUGCUUUUGAUUGGAGAGUUGCAUUUGAUUUUUAGGGACUUUGUGUUGAAUUUUAAAGGUGUAAAUGUAUUUGAUUACUAUAUCAUUUUGCGAAAAAAUCCCAGAUAGCGGUAACCCAUUGGGGAGUGUGGUCAUGUUGUCAAAGUACAGUACCCUUUCUACACCAUUCACAGCCUACAUCUGCAUGCAGGAAAAACAGUUCGCUCCUGCUGAUGCUGGCAAUUAUGAACUUGUCCGAAACCUCCACCACAAUCCAUUUCCUGAUUUUUCCAACAAUUUCAAUAUCAAUCAGAAUAAUGCAGUGGAAACAAUUUUGAUAUGAUUAGAAAGCGACCCAUGAAUAGAUUUAUGGGAACUACCAUUUAUUGAAAUUAUCAUCUACAUUGCCAGAGUGCGUGUAUACUGAGUGAAAGUUGCCUUAUGGGGCGUUGCAAGAAAGUUACGUUGCAAUUGAUUGCAAAUCGACUGCAACUUUGCAGCCGAUUCCGAUCGACUGCAACUAGCAAUCAAUCGCCAAUUUGCGUUGCAAGAAAAAGGCUUGCGAUUGAACGCAAGUUGCAGCUGAUCUGCAGACGAUUUGCAGCUGUAAACAGGGUCUGCAGCACAAGACUAGCCGAAAAAGCAAAAUAUUGGCUUGCAACAAUCUUGAACCUGGAAGAGAUUAUGAUGCCAAAGAAGUCUGGAAUAAACAAGAAACCUCCGAACCACCAUAACUGUGUCUGCUACAAUGUGUGUUCUUGCAACCAGCUGAUUGAUUCAUUUUAUCAACUCUCAAAUGUUUGAUUAUCAGAACUGAAUUCAGAGCUGCUCCUGUCUGUAGUAACAUCUUAUUAGAGUGGACUUCAGAAUGAGGGUGUUGCUGGUUUAAAAACUUCACUCCAUGGAGCUCUCCAAAGUCAUCUCAAAUUAGACUGCUUCUGGAAACCAAAUUUGUUCCUUCAAGCAGAGAAGCUUGUGGCUUUCCUGACUGGACUUCUAUGGAUUCUUCUUGCCAACAUUAAGGACUGUGGGCUGACAUUCAGUGAUACAGGGAGUUGAGAAUGGCACAGAUGAGCAGGUGCGGGAAAUCUUCACCGAUGUAUUUGUACAGAACCAAAGACUGGACCACCUCACUGCGGUGAUGGGCCUACAUCCUCAGUACCUUGCCGCUUUCUGCCGUACCCAAGACUUCAUGCUGCGAGGGAACGGACCCCUUCCGUACGACUACAGGAAUUACAUUGCCAUUCUUACAGCUGCCCGUCACAGAUGCUCCUACGUGAUGAGAUUACAGGAGAGCGAGUUCUUAGCCCAGGGCGGAGACCGGGAAUGGUUACAGGGGUUGGAGCACGUACCUCCUAAAAUCCAGGCCCUCUACCAGCUAAUCAAACUCCUUUCUCAUCGGCCGUGGUUAAUCACGCAAGAGUUAAUAGAGAAAUUACUGAAAGGUCCCCACAAUUGGACGUUAUCAGAGUUGGUCCAAGCCUGCGUUCUCAUCUCCCACUUCACAUCGUUACCCAGCUUCAUCUACGGCUGCGGCAUCAAUCCUGAAAUCGACAUGGAUGGAGGUCAUACGUUAAGACCGCCCUCGUUGUCAGACGAGCCCGGUCUUUCAAAUAACAAUAAGCCAAAUGAGGAGUCUGCGGGAGGGAACGUUGAGGAGCUGGUACAGAAGAUGAAGAACAUUGAGAAGCAGAGCGACACUGAAGACUCCCAAGAAGAGAAAGUCAAGAAGUUUGAGAAAGUCAGAGAACAGAGCGGCCAGUUACUGCCAAGAAGUCCAGGUUCAUGCGGGGAGAGGGAGGACAUCACGCCAUUUGUCCAGGAUCCCAACUUCCUUUACGAGGACUUUGCCAGACGGGGGGAGAACUCCCAGUUCCAGACCUUCCGGGCCCAGGACUACACGUGGGAAGACCAGGGCUACUCGCUGGUCAAUAGGUACUACCCUGAUGUUAGUCAGCUCAUGGAUGACAAGCUUGGUGUAGCUUACAACAUGACCUACAAUACAAUGGGCCAUAAAAAACAAGUAGACACCUCUUUACUAAGACGAGCCAUCUGGAACUACAUCCAUUCGCUGUACGGGAUACGGCAUGACGACUACGACUACGGAGAGAUCAAUGAGCUGCUCGAUAGGCAACUGAAGACGUACAUCAAGACAAUCGCGUGCUAUCCAGAUCGGACCACCAAACACGAUUACGACAGCUUCUGGCUAGACUUUAAGCACUCAGAAAAGGUCCAUGUCAAUGUGAUGGUGUUAGAAGCCAGAAUACAGGCCAGUCUACUUUACUGCUUACGAGCCAUCAUGAGGUACAUGACAUGACCUUUUGACCUCUCUCAGGUCAACCGCUGCGGUUAGAGGUCAAGUACAUCUCAAGGUUAUCCUCCUGAACAGUGCAAAGUCCCGAACAAUUCUGCAUAGACUUUUUUUUCGCACGAUUUGAAGCUGUCCGUCCCGUUACUCCUGCUGCGCCCCUGCAACUCUCGCCGUACCCCCGCUUGUCAUUACGCCAGUAUAGCCAAUCCCCGACGAACUUAAUCUCUUCACUGCAAAUCUUGACAACCUGUCUGCAAAACUUGAAAAAAAAUGUGCUCUGAACAAAUUUGUGUAGCAGUGUUUCUCUUAUAUAUAUAUAUAUAUAUAUAUAUAAAUAUUGAUCCCUUGAUGCAUUGUGUUGGAAAGCUUGAGAAUCCUUUAUAUUAGGAAUUGUCAUCAUGGGAAACUUGUCAGUAACAUUUGAUGGGUUCACUGUAUGGAUUCCCGUAUGGAUAUAGAGAAUGUUGCUGAGGUGCUCUUGAAACAACACGCAUAGUGUGAUGUACGCUGCAAGAAGACUUUGAUGGUGAUGAGAAAAAAAGUUGUCAAUAUCUUGGGAUUAUUUCGCUGGAUGGAAACUUGAGAUAGUGUUCUUGAAACGAUGAGCAUAGAGAUGUAUGCUACAGGAAGACUUGGAUGGUUAUGAGGAAAAGCUGUCUAUAACUUGUGAUUGACUAGCUUGUAUGGAAUCUCAUAUGGUUAUCUUGAACUCAACUACGGCAUUAGUGAAGCAAUAAGCAUAGUAUCGUGUAUGCUGCACGAAGACGUCGAUGGUUAUGAGAAAAAUGUGUCAAGAUCUUGGGGUUGAUCCACUCUUUGGGAUCUCAGACGGUAUCCGUCAAUGGUCACUGAAGCAUCCAUGAAACUAUGAGCAAAGUGUGAUGUAAACUGCAAGAAGGCUUGAACGGUAAUGAGAAGACCACAAACCUACGGCCAGCAGUAAUCUGUCCAUUUCCUUCUCUCCAUUAUCAAUGUGCACAUAGCCGGUAGGAUAAAAGUAGUUUGAAGCAAAAGAGCUUGAAAAAUGACGGUCAAGUUACAGUAAGCCUUGCAAAAUAUUGGACCAUUUUCCUUGAUAAUCAAAUUUAUUUUUUACCAGUGGACAACGGAAUUGUGUGAUUUCCGUAGACUGUAUACAGGAAUCACAUUUUUCCGGUAUGCAAUGGGUUAACCAAUUUUUCUACAAAGGAUAUAUGCUGCUAUACGAUCUGUGUACAUGUACAUGGUGAGAGGGGGGGGGGGACAAAAUGUUAUUUUGUUAUAAUGGACAAACUUGGGCAUUGAAUUUUUUUUGGUGGGCAUACACUGCGUGAUACUGCUAGUAUUUAUCAAAUAUUAUAGAGCUGCUUUGUUCCUAAACAAAAAGGCAAAUGAACAUCAUUGGUAUAAGCAUUCUGUAUGUAUAUAUGGCAUUGCUGCUGGAAGUGUGCAGAUUGGCUAGGUCUCUGAAGGCACAGCUUAGAACAACAUUUAUUGAGAGACUGAACAUGAAGAGGAUUUUGUACAGUAAUGUAUUUGUACUUUUUAUGGCGUUUUUUAUGUGAAAUUCGAUGUCUUUUGCAGUAUUUAAAAGGUUUUUCAGAAACAGUUUGUAUUUUUCACAAGUUACAUUUCAAAUUAUAGGGGGAAACUCAAUGAAGUGCUUUCAUUAGAUGGACAAAAAAAAAGAUGAAAUUAAAAUGAAAUAUACCAUGGUGAUUUUUGAAAGGUCAGACAAGGCCAACAAAGUCAAAGAUCUGAUACUGGGCCUGUGUUCCCAACGUGAGUGGGGUUAUCUACUUUCCCCUUUGCUAAUGGCAAGGAAAGAAUAAUCGUCAGUGAAGUAAAGGUAUUAGACGACUUUUCUUGGGAAUCUUGACCAGAAAUUAUCAGCCACCGUAAAUUUGUAUACCAAAGAAUCAGAGUGAGAGUUAGUUGAUUAUUAAAGCAGUCAGACCCGUCGAGCCUGCACUGUCACUGCAGCUGCAUGUAACAGUACAUUGUCACAGGAGAAGAGGAGAGAGUAAGCUGAAACAUUGACUGAAUAGUGUUCAUGCUGCAUUGUAAAGCAGCUAAAGUGAAGAAGGAAUUCAAACAGCAAUUGUGCCCUACUGGUGUAAGCUAUAAAGUAAGGGGCAGAAAUUCUUUUGGAAUUCAUAGCGUAACGAAGUGUGACGUCAUCAAUUUUCACUUUUUGCACAUCGGCGUUUUUUUACCAUAUUUUGGUAGAGCAGGAUGAAACCCACAAGCCAAAUAUGGUGGGAAUCGGUCCGUAGGGCCCCAAGAUAUGACCUCAUGAAUACAUAAUUAGCCCCAUUGAAGUCAGUGUAUUAUUGGCUGGGUUCCUAACAUUUAGAACCAGACCAAUUAUACACUGACUUCAAUGAGGCUAAUUAUGUAUUCAUGAGGUCAUAUCUAAGGCCCCCAUGGACAGAUUCCCACCAAAUUUUGGUAGUGGGGGGGGGGGGGGUUUCAUCAUGCUCUACCAAAAUAUGGUAUCAAAAACGCUGAAAUGCUAAAAAAAGUUUUUUGUGACGUUAUCACUUCGAUACUCCUGUUAAUUAUUGAUGUGUAAUAAUAAUAAUAAUAGGCAUUUAUAUAGCGCCAUCUAUCUAGAAAUAUUCUAUUCCGAGGCGCGUUGUUAUUAUUAUUAUUACCCCGGCUUUAGCUUGAGCUGCCUUUCAGGGCUCAUGCAUUCAAGGAAUUAAUCCUGCCGGGUACCCAUUCCAGUGUAGUCCAGCUAUGGGUCAUAAUGUCACAAGAAGGUCAUAAAGGUCAGCAAGGAAACGUAGCCUCUGACUGCAAUUUAUAUAUAUAUAUGACGGCAUGAUGAAAUGUGAAUUAUUUAUUGCUUCAUUUUUUUUUUUUUCAGUCAUCUUCCAAUAGAAAGUAAAAAGGAUUAGUGUUGGGUGAUGUAAUUUCAAGCACCAAACAUCAUUCCUGUGUUCAUUUUAAGUUUGCUAUUGUUGGUGUGUUAGUUUAACCCUUAGUUAAUUGGUAGGAUAAUAUUACCUCCCCCCCCCCUCUCCUUUCAGUGAAUAUCCUGACUACUCUGAAUUUGAAAUAAUUAUAUUUGUUAUAAAAGCUGAGGUAACAUGUUUUGAUCAUCAUUAUUGAUAUUAUCUAGUAUGUAUAUGCCAAAUAAUGUGUUAAGUUAUGUAUUGAAUCUGUACUUUAAAGUUGUUUGUAAUGAAUUGGUGGAACGUGCAUUGAUGAAAUCUUGAACCUCUCCCCCAGAAUUCUCACAUCUUUGAUAUUAAUAGUCACCUUGUCUUGAGACUCCAUAGGAAGUAGAUGUAGUUUACCGACUCCAGACUUUGUGAAAAGCUGUAGACAUCCAUGCAAUACAGUUAUAUCUUUGGUGCUCAGCCAACUGUCCCAUCCAGUCGUAUCACAUGCGUUCACAUCGUAAAAGUCACUCUUUAUUGAGCUUUAAUUGGAGGUAGAUUACAAUUCGCUACAUCCAGACUCUGUGAAAGGCUAUAGAUAUCUAUGCAGUACAGAUUCAUUUUGGGGGGUCAGCCAAAUAUACUGUCCCAUCCAUUCGAAUGACACACACUUACAUAUUAAAAGUCUCACUCUAACAACUGAGCUUUCGUGGGAGGUAGAUUGCAAUUCUAGAUGUUCAACAAUCUGUACGUGUUCGGCAGAAUCACCUGUUCAGGUCAUUUUUCUCAACAUGGCCAAUCGAGACUGAUCAAUAUUGUGCCAUCAUUUUCUUACAAGCUAAACACUGCCAAAAAAUUUACGAUGGAGAUGAUUCUGUCAUCCAGUCUCAUGGCGUAGAAUGUACAUAUCAAGUUCACAUUCUUUUUUCAACUUCUUACUUUGUAUGGCAAUAAUUUAGUCUCACAUAUAUUUCUGGUUUAGAAAAACAUUUUUAAAAAAUCUUCAAGCCCCCACAUGCUCUGUAUUUUGAAGUUAAAUCUAAAUCAUAAAAAAAACAGGGAUAGGGGGGCGUGGGAGGUGGGUAAAUGUGCAGCGGAAACUGUUGUGUGAUUAUCCCCCCCCCCCCCUUCGAGUCUCCCACGUUUUUUGUAUCCAACUUGCAAUGUCCAGACACAUUAGUUCUGAAUGAUAAUAGUCUUGGUAGUAAUGAUAAUAUGCAACAUUUAUAUAACACUAUAUACAGUGUUUGUAAGUAUUGCAUACUAUUCCUCUGGCUUUAGCCCCGCUUCUCUUAUCGGUCACUCGAGCAUUCAAGGAAUUACACCUGGGUGGAGAGUGGCAAAUUUAGAUACAGUCCUUGCCAAAGAACACAAGUGCUGCAGUGGGACUCGUACCCCCGACCAUGUGGUUCAAAUUCAGGCGACUUAUCCACUGAGCCACAACCCCUUUGAAGUUUAUUUAUUUAUUUGGGGGGUGCAAAUCAGAUAAAAAAUACCCCCAAAAAAAUUAUUUAACUUUUUUUCAUUUCUAGCUAGGUCAGAAUUUAGCACAGUGUGAUUUAUUUAAGUAUAUUUAUAGGAAGUUAGAGAUGGAAAGCAGCUGAUUAACUGAUUCCACUAUUUAAAAAAAAAUUGACUGUAGGUAUCUUUAAAAUUGCUGCGUUAAGUCCUUUCCUGCAUUGUAUGUUACUUUAUGUACGGUGCCAAAUUAAUGUAAAUUUGUCUUUGAAAUUUGCCAGUUUAUUUGACAUAUUUUAUUACCCCUAAAAAUGUCAACAUCUUGACUUGUUUUGCUUCUUAUUUGCACAGCUCAAUGAGUACUAGCCUGUUAUUUUCUGGUAUUUAAUAUAAGAUAGACGCAAGUGUGAUGUUUUUCGAUACCUCAAAAUAAUGAGGAAAAAAAUCAGAGAGACUCCACUCCACACCUGGGUAUAGUGAAAUGAUUGAUAUAGUAGACCGAGACCUGGGCCCCCGUCUUACAAAGAGUUACAAUUGAUCUUAUCAAUCGCAACUUUGGACGGCCAGCAACAUCAACAUCUAUUAUGCAUGUUUGUUCAAAGUAUUUUCUAGCUAUGAUGUAUAUUCAUGCAUUCAUUGUUUUCUUGAAAAUUCACUGCGCUUCCCUUUGCAUACAAAGGACAUUGUGCAAAUUUUUUGUAGAAAAAAUUAUGACACUGUUGGAUUUCCAUAGAGUUACGAUUGAUUAGUUUCUCUUUUGCAAAUCAAAAUUAGCGACAGCCGUUCAACUUCUAUUCAUUUUCAUAUUUUGAAGAAAAAAUGGAUACAACAUGAGUCUCAAUUAAUGAUAGAAGAAUGAAUAUACUGAAAAACUUGGCAAUUUGCAUUUCGAACAGUGAUUAUGUUGUUUUAAUCGCGUUGCCAAUUUUGAGUUUGAAAUUAUUAGCUCAUGUUACAUGGGACAUGUUCAGGAACAGCACCACAUACUGUUAUGUGAAUAGUAUUAUUUGUUUUUCGGUACAUUGCUCUCUUUCUAAUCAUAUUUGUUAUGUGAUUGCUAGCAUUCAGGAUGAUGACAAACUGCAAAAGUGUUUUAAUUUGAAUUUUGAACCUUAGAGUUAAUCCUUCUCUCCUCAAAUUGGCAAGCAAUGUUUUGUUCUAUUCAUUUUCAUAUUUUAAACAACAAAUCUGGAUACAACAUUAAAGGAGACACAGUAGCCCUGUGGGUUAAAGGUUGGUCCCUGCAUGUAAAUAAACUUAUCUCAGAGAAGCACCUCUGGUAGAACUCAUUCCAAACUUCAUAUACACACCCCCAUAUGCACACACAAACAGGGAGCCAUAUCAUUCAUGAUUCGUGGUCCUAUCUCUAAAAGUACACAUGUGAGAUAGUCGGUAAUCACUGACAAAUAUUGAGAAUGGAGGAGCCAUGAUUGUCACACAGAUCUUCCACCCAUUCUGAAUUUGGAGGAAAGAAUCAGAAUUUAUUGCGAUUCAGAGCUCUUGAUUAGAUAGGAUUUCCCUUUAAGACAAAUUAAAAGUUAAUACUUCACAGAAAGGUUAAGAGGUCUGAUUUUCCACCCUCAUACAUUAUUGAUCUUGUCAUGCAAACAUUCUUGAGUGCCAAAUGUAUGUGUUUUAAUCAUUUUCUUUGAAAAGUGAAAUGAAUUGUAUAACUGAUGCCAUGGUCUAUAGUAAUAGGGUUCUGGCAUAUCUGGGGGGGGGGGUGUCAAAGGUCAUAUUUCAGUCGGAUUGUAGAGGUUAUAUACAUUAAUUGACCGUAUGAAGUGGGAAAUUAAUGACUUUGAAAGCUGAGAAUGGGCUCAUAUUUAUAUCUGUAGAGUUUAAGGUAUUAUUUUACCUUUGUUUCUAUAUAUCAUCUGUGGCCUAUUUCUUCCCUGACAUUGUUAAUAUAACUUUUAAUUAAGGAUGGGUGAGUAUUGACAGAUAAAUUAUUUCUUUCUGUAAGUCAUUCAUAUUCAAUUAUAAAAGCCUGGUCAACAAUCCACAAUGCUCAACGUUCCUAUUUGUCGAAAUACAUAAACAUUGCAUUUUCAAUAUAUAUGUAUAUCUUGCAUCCCUUGUUUAAGGCAAUAAUAUAUGUAUAUAUAGUGCUCAACAGUUUGUAUGAAUGAAUGGCCUUAUAUGUAAUAUGCUAUGUCAGUUACUUUGACAAGGCUUUUCAUUUAUUAGAUGUAAAGAUUACCGCUAAAAGGGGAUGGAAGUUUGAACCUUGUCAUGAUCGUGCGAAUUUGUUUGAAUGAAACUGCCAUUGUGAUUUGGUUUAAUAUUUUUUUCAAACCAUUUUCUUAUUACCAUUCUUAUAACUUGUGUAAAUUCAAAAGAUUGAUUUGCCUGAAUGAAGCUGGGGGAGGGGUAUUCACCACUUGUAUAAUUGAAAUUUAAUUUCAAGUGAAUUAAAAACCAAUUUUAUAGACAAUUUAAUUGGUCUACAGCUAUUAAAAUCAAUUUUUUAGCUGUGCGGGAAUAACCUUUAAGAAUAUCUUGCAGUUGAUCCUAGCCUGAAGAAACAAGGCCUACAUAAUUAUCAUGCAUCAAAUAAUUGGUGGGAUCAAGCACCCCCACCACCAGUAAAACCACAGUUGUAUUUCAUUGUAAUCUCAAAUACCCUAUAAACUGCAGCUACAUGUAAAUGCAGGCUCUAAGCCAUUCGUGCUCGCCCUUGUGCUACGGAAGUAGACGACAUAUGUUUGUGUACUUUCCUUGUAUUAUCAAAAUGAUAUUAAGAAAUAUAUUCUGAAUUUGAAUUGUGUACUUGUGUAGAUUAUUUGUUCUAGUUCCAAUUGUGUUACCUUGUGAUGAGGUAGAGUAGGUUGCACGAACCUUUGUCACUCAAGUUUCACAAUGAUUUGCAAUCAAUAGCAAAAAGGCACUGACCAGUCAGGAUCAUUGUCCCAAACCUUUGUGGCGCCAGUUUCACAAAGGUAUAUAAUCAUUUGCAAUACGGCAAUAACCAUUGAAGGUCUUUGAUCCAUUCACAUCUUGUUCAGCUUUCCCGACUUUUACCUGUCAAGAUCUAUGGCAUGCAUCAUGCAUUGUUCCGUUCAGUUACAAACCUUACAAACCAAUAUUGAUGAAUAAAGUUUGAAAUUUGAUAGAUUAAAACCUCCUGGGUCAUUUUAAGCAAACAUGUAUAGUGUAAGUACCAGUAAAAUGCUGACAUGGUCAUGCCUUCUUUAAGCCUUCGCACAGGCAAUAUACUCAAACCCAGUAAAAGUUUUGGGCCCUAAUACACUUGCCCUCCAUUUGUUUUAAUAUAUAUUAUGCUGCAUGUGUAGAUAAUAUACCAUGCGCCCCAGAAAGAAAAAAAUAAAUCAUUUUCUGGGAUAGAUAUCCCGUUAAUCACGCUUUAUAAGAACCUUUCUUUCCGGGGGGGGGGGGCAGCCUGUAUGUCUAGUUGACAAGCUUUAUAACAAGCAAGAAGAGCAUGAUAGUUUCUCUCCUAGCUGUGCAUUAUCGCUUCUACUUGUGUCAAGAGUAUGGUCAGAUAUAGAUUCUGCUUUUAUUCUGUUGUAAUUGUCAAAGUAGAUGUAGACUCUAUAAACUUUGGGGCAUUAAGGCACCAGUUCACCAAUUCAUUUUAGAAAUAUUCCAUGGUGUUGAUCCUACACCGACAGGGCUUAGGGGACCACACAAAGAAUAUUGCACCUUUGUUGAAUAUAUGGUUCAAGUUCAACACCCUUUGGUUUUGGUGUCAUAUUCAAACACUCCAGGGUGUUAUCUUUUCACCUGGGAUAUGGUGCUCUCCAAACCCCAGUCAGUCUUACUCUUGUUUUUACAGUGUUGAUAUUGAUAUUUGAUGUGCUUCAUUAAUGGCUCAUUUGACAAUCUGGAUUUUAAAUUGAUUGAGUGGUUGCCCAUUUAAUGAGUUGUUAUGGUAACUAAAUAAUUGACUUGUGAUCUAGUUAUAUUUAUCUGAAUAUAUCUUUUCCAUGAUAUGAACUUAUCCUUUUGUUCUUUUUUGAAAUCCAAAGAAUUAAAAGUAUUAACUUCAUGGUGACUAAAAUAAA